AGUUCUGUUACAUACAUACAUAUCCUGUAAGAUGGAAGACGAUUUUUGGGAAUUUUUCAAUUAUGUUGAAGAUGUUGAUGGUUUUUUACCUGUACCUAGAAUUUUAUUGAGAGAUAAUUCUAAUCCUUUUGAAAGGUACACUAACAGUGAAUUGAUACAACGUAUUAGAUUCUCAAGAGAUACUAUAGAAACUACAGUACUUCCAAUGGUUUAUCAUAACAUUAGAGAUGGUGAUAAUCGUGGACUACCAGUUCCCCCUGCAUUAAAGUUGUAUGUGGCAUUGCGGUUUUUUGCAACAGGGUCUUAUCAGCAAGUUUAUGCUGAUGUAGCCACAAUCAGUCAGUCCUCGGUCUGCAGAAUUGUCCGAGAAAUUAGCGAGGAACUUGCAAGAAGUUUACCAAGACUAAUUAAAUUUCCAGCCCACACGGAAAUAUUGAAACGACAAUUUUUUGAAAUUGCGGGGUUUCCUAGAUAA
Messenger RNA from Anoplophora glabripennis (Asian longhorned beetle), 475 nucleotides. Its product is annotated as putative nuclease HARBI1. Bases 32 to 475 code for a protein of 147 amino acids. Lineage: Eukaryota; Metazoa; Arthropoda; Insecta; Coleoptera; Cerambycidae. The record is from RefSeq and is a predicted model, not a curated record. The transcript has 3 exons.